AUCCUGAAAAGAUAAAAAUCAACUUUUAUCUCGGUGAACCUCUUUAUUUGGAGAAGGGGGUUUCUGUCAAUGAAGUACUGUUAAAAUGUGCAGAAAACAGGAAGAUUUCAGUGAACUCAAUGAAAGGAUUUAUGCUCAUACAGGAUGGUUUUUAUCUUAUUCCUGAUAAGAAACCCAUGGAAAGUGUCAGCAAUGAGCCUAUAUACUAUCGAUAUGUUGAUUAUCACACUGAAAGAGAUUGCCUUUAUUACAUUGACAAUUCUUGUUUUCAGUAUAUUUACCAUCAGUAUAAAAAUGAUGUAAGGGAGGGAAAUGUUCCCAAUGAAGCUGAGAUUCUGGUAGAACUGUGUGCGAUGGAGAUUAUGGUUAUGGCUAUGGUGUUUGGAGAUUCUCAAAAGCCCCAUAAGUAUAUACGGCACUACAAAGAAUUGACUGAGCACCCUCUCUUAGAUAUGGAAUCAAAAGAAGUCAAAGCUACCCUCACAAAAGCAUUAAAAGAUUUGAAAGAUAUAAGGACCGAAUAUGAAUGCAUGGAAAACUACAUCCGAACUGUGGAUAAGAAUAUAAAGGAGGUAAACAGAUUCAAUAAGGGUGUUUUCAGUGUAUCUAUUGAUAUGACCCUAAAGUCAGGGUUCAGUACUGGAAAGUUGCACAUCUGCAGAGAAAAAAUGGAGAUACUGGGGGAUAAUGAGUCUGCUACAGAAGAGGACAGGAAAUGUUUCAUCAAUCCAGCAUCAUUGAAACAGAAUCGGCCAGAGCUACAUAGCAUAGAGUUUUCUUAUCCCAAUCUUUACAUAAAAGCCUUUGAAAAAGAUUUGAGGAUUGACAUAUUGACUCAACGAAAUUGGUGUGGGAUCAAGUUCGCUCCUAAUGAAUCAUCAUCCGAAGAUGAUGGUCUGAAUCAAUACAAACAGUGGAGAAAAUGUGUUGCAAUGAUGUUCUUCUAUGCUAACUUAGAAUAUCCUCGUUCAAGAAAAGAACCCUGUCCUGCAGAAGUUGUUGAUGAGAAAGGACGCCAAAUUAUUCUCCAUGACAAGUCAUGUCCCCUUAUUGCCCCUAAUCCACCUGUUCAUUUUAAGCUCACCAGACAAGAUGUCAGGAUGAUACUGAAGCGGUAUGGCACUCAAGAUGGUUGGUAUAUGUUUAACACAUUUGAUGCAGCUCCGAAGCUCAAUGAAAAUCAGACGACAGGGGAAAUCUCGUUGAGUUACUGUAUGGAUGAACAGAUUCAUCAAAUGACUGUCACAUUUUCUCAAGAAAUUGGAUUUGGACCUCCUAUAUAUAGAAUCGAUGCUUUUAGAGGAAAGAAAUUUUGCUCCUUGUUUGAGCUCGCAUCACACUUUUCCAUCAACGGAAAACGACUUGAAAAAUUUAUUACAGACGCAAUGGUUAAAGACAUAAAUAUCCCAGGGCAUAUUUUUUUGCCGACAAACUGUAUAAAAACAAUAAAAACGAUCGAUGAUUACAAACGUGGGACUUUCUAUUCUCCUUUAGAUGACUCAAAGCAUAAUGUUCGACUCAUGCAGCUACCCAAGAAUUUUUGGUAUGGACUAGCAAACACGAGAGUUCUUGAAAUUGAAAACAUGGUCAGGUCUCUCUGUGAUGCUAACUCAAUUCAUCAAAACCUCAUCAGAUUGUUUGGCAUUUGCAAUGACAACCAAGGUGAAAACGUGUGCCAGAUAACUGAGGAUUUUGGAGUGUGUCUGCACGACUAUCUGAGAAACAAAGGUACCACCGACAGUCAUGAUAUCCUGAAAAUGGCUCAUCAGAUUGCUUCAGGAAUUUAUGGAUUACAUGAAAGGCAAAUUGUUCACGGGUUCCCAGUUCUGCACAACUGUCUAGUGGACCCUAUCACCAAAGUAGUGAAGGUAGGUGGUGUGGGUAUUCUGAGGAUUAGCAUUGCUACUCAGCGUUUGGAUGGAGAGAGAUCCCAAAUGAAAGAACAGCCGUCUUUCAAGUUGGAGACUGUCCCGGGGGAACCACGUUAUCAUCCCGCACGCUGGCUUCCUAAAGAAUCACUUUUCGAUCAUCAUUUCAACGAAUUAACUGAUAGGUGGUGUUUUGGAAUAGUACUGUGGCAGAUGUUCAACAAAUCAGAGAUUCCCCUGUCUGACGUUACUGAUGCUCAACUUGUCGAGCUACUUCAUCAGGAAAAGGAGUAUUGGUAUAAAGUAGACUUGGAGGUGAAGCAUGAUAACAAGUCUCUUGAGGUCAUGCUAGAGAAAACCAUCGACCACUGUCUCAAACUUAGUUGCGUUGAGUCGAUGGAGAAGGUAGUAAGACUGCUGGAUCUUGAGAAGGAAAGAACGGGCUCCAACAUGUACACUUUUGCUAAUAUGGACGACGACCUGCGUGAUCUGGAGGAGCUUGAGAUUGAGGAGAUUGACGGACUGUUGUGGUUCAAGACACCAGAUUACGACUGCAAUCUAGAUAACGAUGAUUCCAACUACAAGGAAAUGACGUCUGAGGCGAACUACUUUAGUCCGUACAACUCGAUAGAGAGUAUAGAGGAUGGACCCAACCAGCUGGACUAUGAUUCUAUCAACAAUAACGUUCAGUACGAACUAAAACUCAACAUUCCCUCUUCUGAGGUGGAUGUUAUUGAGUCUAUAAAGGAAAUAGAGGACUCUGAUAUUAUACUGACUGAAACGAUAAUAGGACAAGGAAACUUUGCCAGCGUCAAAAAAGGUAUCCUAAGAACUGACGAGGGCACUGAAGUAGCAGUGAAGAUGUACCACCCUGAUAUAAAAGCUAUCGAUAUACAGAAAGAGAUCGAUGCCAUGACUCAACUUAAACAUGAUUACAUAAUUCCUCUUAAAGGUGUUUACAGAAGGGACGGUACUGCUUGGCUUAUCAUGAACUUCUACAAGUUUGGUUCACUUGAUAAGUACAUCGAACAAAACUCGGACAUACCCGUGGAGCGGUUGUGUCUGUUUGCAAGUCAGAUAGCGGAGGGGAUGAAGUUCCUCUCUAACGAGAACUACAUACACAGGGACCUGUCUACUAGGAAUGUACUGGUACAGAACCAGUACAAAGUUAGGAUAUCUGACCUCGGUCUUUCUAGGAGUGUAGAAAAGCAGUACUACAAGCACAAGACAGGAGUUAUACCCUACCUCUGGUACCCACCAGAGUUCUUUGAGACUCACACUUACGGAAAAUCUCUAGAUGUCUGGUCCUAUGGUAUCACGUGUUGUGAAAUUUUCAACAACGCUGAGGUACCGUAUUUACAAUGUGAGCCUCCGAUCAGAGACAUUAAGAUGUUAAAAGACUUCUUCGACAGUGGAAGGCGCUUAGCCAUUCCGAACAAAGCUCCAGAAAUGUUCAGAAUCAUAAUUACCAAUUGCUGGAAAGAUAAAGCCGACCGGUGGACCUUCAAUGAUAUUGUCCAGUUUAUAUGUGAGAGGAGCGCACCAAGAUAAAGACUGCCUAGUUCCUCGACAAUAUUUCUUUUAAACUUCUUAUGACCGCUCUGAGCGAUGUCUUUUAACAGACGUUUAUGUGGACAAGAAGAUAUCAAACACGUUCCGCAGAAUUCCAUGACAAUUCUGGGAAUUGAAGCACAUUAUUAACUACGAAUACGCAAGGCGCGGCGCAAAAGAUAUGAAUAAAAGAAAAUGACCAAUCAACGACUACGCUCGAUCACGUGAUCUGAUCUGAGCGCGCGCAAUUGUUUGGUGUGUACGGCCGCGGUUGCUGCAUGGAUUCUCGAUUCUAUCAGAUCAGACUAUCAAGUAUCAAAGUAUCAUUUUAAAAUUAUCUCAGAUUUAAGUUUGAACUUGAUACUAAAAUGACUACAUACUUUCAAGCCUCUGUUUCAGGCCUUUGAUGGAUGAGAUUCUUAAACUAUUCUUUCCUUGGAAUGCAAUUCUAAAGUCGAGAAAAUAGCCUGGUUAAUGGGCAAGGAUUUCUCAUUUCGUCAACUUAUUCAUUGUAAUUGUUAUUUCUGUACCGAUUAACCAAACAAAAAAUGCAGCCGCUUUAAUUAUUUUGUGGAUGGCCGCUCAAUUUCCCGAUCUUUGAUGGCGUAUUUUAUCAUAUUCAAUAUUCCAUACAAGUUACAACCUGGGGACCCCAGUACAGUCUCUACUGUUAAUAAGCAUGCAGAUAUGGUGGAGUGACAUGCCGAGCGCCGCCCAGUUAAUAUAAUUAUAAUUCUACAGGGUGGGCCAAAAGUCAUAAGUCAUUGGGCAUACGUUGGUCUUAAUCUAGCUCCGCCGUGUUUUAUAUUUGAGAGCUGUUGCUUUGCAGAUAGCAUACUGUACCUUCU
This is a messenger RNA of Bolinopsis microptera, 4267 nucleotides long. RefSeq lists its product as uncharacterized. The transcript has 13 exons. Gene Ontology annotation, biological process: protein phosphorylation. Bases 120 to 3419 code for a protein of 1099 amino acids. The record is from RefSeq and is a predicted model, not a curated record. Lineage: Eukaryota; Metazoa; Ctenophora; Tentaculata; Lobata; Bolinopsidae. Gene Ontology annotation, molecular function: protein tyrosine kinase activity; ATP binding.